AUGGCUUCUUCGCAUGAUGGCGCCGGACACAAUUCGCUCCCAGAGUUUGGCUCCGAAGUGCUAAAGCACUUCCUAUUCGACUCCGACUACCGCAAUCUCAAUCAUGGCUCAUUCGGAACAAUCCCACGCCAUAUCCAGAACCGGUUGCGCCACUACCAGGAACUGUAUGAAGCGCGCCCGGAUCAGUUCAUCCGUUAUGACCUGCCGAAGCUCUUGGACAAGUCCAGGGAGGCCGUGGCGAAGCUUCUCAACGCACCAACGGAGACUGUGGUCUUCGUGCCCAACGCGACCAUCGGAAUCAACACGGUGCUUCGUAACCUAGUCUGGAAUGAUGACGGGAGGGACGAGAUCCUCUACUUCAAUACGGUCUACGGCAGCUGUGGCAAGACAAUCGACUACAUCGUCGACUCUAACAGUGGACUUGUCUCGGCCAAAGAGAUCACGAUUGCUUAUCCUUUCGAGGACGACGAAGCCGUGGCCAAGUUUAGGCACGCAGUUGAUAGCUCCAGAUCGGUAGGAAAGAGGCCCAGGGUGUGCCUUUACGACACUAUUUCUAGCCUACCCGGUGUCGUUUUCCCUUUCGAAAAUAUUACGCGGGAAUGCAGGAAGUAUGGCGUGCUCAGUCUCGUCGACGGCGCACAAGGCAUUGGGCAGAUCAAGCUCGACCUGACGGCCCUGGAUGCCGACUUCUUUACGACCAACUGUCACAAAUGGCUCCAUACCCCUCGGGGAUGUGCAAUUCUCUACGUGCCAUUGAGAAACCAAGCGCUGGUCCCGUCCACCCUUCCGACGUCCCACGGCUACGUUGCCAAAACAGGGGCCCGCUUCAACCCUCUUCCCCCGACCACAAAGUCCCCUUUCGUCAGUAAUUUCGAGUUCGUCGGUACCGUUGACGCGAGUCCGUUCUUGUGUGCGAAGGAUGCAGUCAAGUGGCGCGAGGAGGUGUUGGGCGGCGAGGACCGCAUCAUGGCGUAUACGGAAUGGCUCGCUCGAGAGGGAGGCAAGAAAGCCGCGCAGAUUGUCGGGACCAAGAUCAUGGACAACAAGACAAGGACGUUGACCAAAUGUGCCUUGGUUAACAUUGCCAUGCCAAUUCACGUCAGCUCAUCCAACAGGAGCUCAUCGGCAACCACCACAAGCACCGGAUAUUCUAGUUCUGUUUCAAUGCCCACCGGAGAAGCUUCUGUGGUGUGCCAGUGGAUGUCAGAGGUGCUGGUCAAAGACUACAAAACGUUCAUCCCAUUCUUCAUCAGCGCUGGUCAGGUAUGGGCAAGACUGAGUGCGCAGGUAUAUCUUGACAUGCGCGAUUUCGAAUGGGCUGGGAAAGUCUUACUAGAUUUGGCUCAAAGAGUGGGCAAGAGGGAAUACAAGAUCAAAGAGCGACUGUAG
Molecule: messenger RNA, 1389 nt
Organism: Neoarthrinium moseri
Lineage: Eukaryota; Fungi; Ascomycota; Sordariomycetes; Amphisphaeriales; Apiosporaceae
Exons: 2
Coding region: 1-1389 (462 amino acids)
Source: RefSeq, a predicted model, not a curated record